This is a messenger RNA of Scatophagus argus, 8726 nucleotides long. RefSeq names its product TAO kinase 1a (gene taok1a). Gene Ontology annotation, biological process: protein phosphorylation; execution phase of apoptosis. The coding region runs from base 617 to 3682 and encodes 1021 amino acids. The transcript has 23 exons. Gene Ontology annotation, molecular function: ATP binding; protein kinase activity. NCBI's taxonomy places the organism in Eukaryota, Metazoa, Chordata, Actinopteri, Scatophagidae. The record is from RefSeq and is a predicted model, not a curated record.
ACUACAGCAGGCAGGGCGGAACUGCUGUUUGCUGUAUGUCGAAGGAAGACGGGCGGUCGGACAGAGUUAGCGCUUAACUAAACGGCUGAGUUGUUAGCAUGCCAGCGUGCUACUCCUAGGUUAAAUCCCCAGUUUUUAAAACGACAUCGCGAGUAUUGUUUCCGGGUGUUUGGAAGGUGUUUAAACUUCCCUCACAUUCUCCCAACGUAUUUUCACGAAGGGAGGCGGCGGUGGAACACUCGGCAGCCAUCUUUGGACCUGCCUUGGAGUGGGAUUCGACUACUCUGGCACCCCAGUUACUUCGAGGGUGGGGAUUUUAACCUAUAAUAAUUCACUAAUCUGUAUGUUAUAAUCGACUGACAGCGUUAGGAACGGCAAGGAUUUGGCGUACGACAUCACCGCACCGGGGAUGAAACAGGAAGAAUACUUUUAUAAUCCCUUACUGUUUUGAAAUAAACGACAUUCUCCACAGUGCUGAAACCUGGCCUGUCAGGAGAGGCUCUGAACACAUAUGAGACCCCUGUCCUGCAGAUGAGCCAUCGGAGGGGCCUUCCAAGUCGCUGUCGCAGACCCAGAUAGUUCCUGGCGGCAGCGGCAUUGCUCCCCUCUCCCCAUUAUGCCCAACAGCAGUCGGGCGGGGAGCCUGAAGGACCCCGAAAUUGCCGAUCUCUUCUUCAAGGAGGACCCGGAAAAACUCUUUACAGAUCUGCGUGAGAUUGGACAUGGCAGCUUUGGUGCUGUAUAUUUUGCACGGGAUGUGCGGACAAAUGAGGUGGUGGCCAUCAAGAAGAUGUCUUACAGUGGAAAGCAAUCCACUGAGAAAUGGCAAGACAUCAUCAAAGAGGUGAAAUUCCUGCAAAGAAUACAACACCCAAACAGCAUAGAGUACAAAGGAUGUUACCUGCGAGAGCACACUGCCUGGCUGGUAAUGGAGUAUUGUCUGGGCUCUGCUUCAGAUUUGUUAGAAGUUCACAAGAAACCUCUGCAAGAAGUUGAAAUAGCUGCAAUUACCCACGGUGCUCUUCAGGGGUUGGCUUAUCUUCACUCCCACAACAUGAUUCACCGAGAUAUCAAGGCAGGAAAUAUCUUACUGACAGAGCCGGGGCAGGUGAAACUAGCAGAUUUUGGUUCUGCUUCCAUUGCCUGUCCUGCCAACUCAUUUGUUGGCACACCUUAUUGGAUGGCUCCAGAAGUAAUUUUAGCUAUGGAUGAGGGUCAGUAUGAUGGAAAGGUGGACAUUUGGUCUAUGGGAAUAACCUGCAUUGAAUUAGCUGAGAGGAAGCCUCCACUAUUCAACAUGAAUGCAAUGAGUGCCUUAUACCAUAUAGCACAGAAUGAGAGCCCAAUGCUGCAGUCUAGUGAAUGGACGGAUUAUUUCAGAAACUUUGUAGAUUCUUGCCUUCAGAAAAUUCCUCAGGAUAGGCCAAACUCUGAGGAGCUCUUAAAGCAUGCAUUCGUCCAGAGGGAACGGCCAGAAUCAGUUCUGAUAGACCUGAUCAAUCGGACUAAGGAUGCAGUGCGGGAACUGGACAAUCUGCAGUAUCGUAAAAUGAAGAAGAUCUUGUUUCAGGAGGCCCACAAUGGCCCCACAACUGAGGCACAAGAUGAAGAGGAGGAGCCAGAGCACGGUGUGAGUAGGUCAGGUACAGUGAACAGCGUGGGGAGCAACCAGUCCAUACCCAGCAUGUCAAUCAGUGCCAGUUCCCAGAGCAGCUCUGUCAACAGUCUGACAGAUGCAGGCGAUGAUAAGAGUGAGGUGGACAUGGAGGGAGACCACACAGUCAUGUCUAACAGCUCUGUGAUACACCUCAAACCAGAGGAGGAGACAUAUAAUCAAGAGUCAGAAUCUCACACCCGGCCCACUGAACCACAGUCCCCACCUGCACACACUCCACGGCCGAAACGGAACCGCGAGCACUUUGCUACUAUACGCACAGCCUCAGUGCUCACUCGCCAGAUUAAGGAGCAUGAACAAGAUUCUGAGUUAAGGGAGCAGAUACUGGGCUACAAGCGCAUGAGGCGGCAGCACCAGAAACAGCUGAUGGCUCUGGAAAACAAACUGAAGGCUGAGAUGGAUGAGCACAGACUCCGCCUGGACAAGGAGCUGGAGAACCAGAGGAAUAGUUUUGCUCAGGAGGUGGAGAAACUGGUCAAGAAGCACCAGGCAUCCAUGGAGAAAGAUGCAAAAACAUUUAGCAAUGAUGAAAAGAAGUUCCAACAACAUAUUCAGAGUCAGCAGAAGAAAGAGCUCAGCAGCUUCCUGGAGUCCCAAAAGCGGGAGUACAAACUUCGCAAGGAACAGCUCAAAGAGGAGCUGAAUGAAAACCAGUCAACACCUAAGAAAGAAAAGCAGGAGUGGUUGUCCAAACAGAAGGAGAACUUCCAACACUACCAAGCAGAGGAAGAGGCCAACUUACAGCGCAGGCAGAGGCAGUAUCUGGAGCUGGAGUGCCGCAGGUUCAAACGGAGGAUCUUGAUUGCUCGCCACAAUAUUGAGAAGGACUUGGUGCGAGAGGAGCUAAACAAACGUCAGACCCAGAAGGACUUGGAACAUGCCAUGCUUCUCCGGCACCAUGAGUCCAUGCAAGAACUGGAGUUCCGCCAGCUCAACACCAUCCAAAAGACGAGGGCUGAGCUGAUCCGCCUGCAGCACCAGACGGAGCUCACCAAUCAGCAGGAGUACAACAAGAGGAGGGAGAGGGAACUUAGACGCAAACAUGUCAUGGAGGUUCGCCAACAACCCAAGAGCCUCAAGUCCAAAGAGCUACAGAUCAAGAAGCAGUUCCAGGACACAUGUAAGAUCCAGACCAGGCAGUACAAAGCGCUGAGGAACCAUCUGUUGGAAACCACACCGAAGUCAGAGCACAAGGCUGUCCUUAAACGGCUGAAGCAAGAGCAGCACCGCAAACUUGCCAUCUUGGCAGAGCAGUAUGACCACUCCAUCAAUGAGAUGCUUUCCACUCAGGCGCUUCGUCUGGAUGAGACUCAGGAGGCUCAGUGCCAAGCCCUACGAAUGCAGCUACAGCAGGAGCUGGAGCUUCUCAAUGCUUAUCAGAGCAAGAUCAAGAUGCAAACAGAUGCCCAGCACGACCGUGAGAGGAAGGAUUUGGAGCAGAGGGUGUCACUCCGAAGGGCCCUGCUGGAACAGAAGAUUGAGGAGGAGAUGAUGUCCUUGCAGAAUGAACGCUUGGAGCGAAUCCAGAACCUACUGGAACGUCAAGCCCGAGAAGUGGAGGCUUUUGACUCUGAAAGUAUGCGCCUGGGCUUCAGCAACAUGGUGCUGGCAAACAUCUCCCCAGAUGCCCUCAGCAAUAGCUUUCCCGGGGCUCCAGGAAAUUGGAGUCACCAUCACCAACAGCACCUAUCUGGGAGCACUCAAGGGCCACACUGGGGCAGUAGCUCUCUGGGCGCAGGGUCAAGCCACCAAGACGUCCAUCACCACUAUCGCUCCAGUCCCGGAGGGGCAUCUAUGCAGCAAGGCUGGGGGCAGGGCAUGCAGGGAAGUGUGGGUUCAUCACCGUGGGGCCACCCAUCAGCAGUCUCUCGACUCAGCGGAGGUGUACAGAACAGCCCCCAAGCAAUGGGGAGGACAUCCUCAGGCGGGCGCAGUGAGCAGGGCAUGAGCAGGAGUACCAGCGUCACCUCUCAGAUAUCUAACGGGUCACACCUCUCCUAUACAUAGAUCCCCCCACGUCAGCCCCAGAGUCAGGUUGACGGUGGAGAAGUAAAACCCAACAAACACAGCGGGACAGAGUAUUGGCUGAGCUCUGCUGCUCUGUCUCUCUCUGCGACACUUCGACUCAGUUUCUCCCUUGUACAGAUGUGGAUGUGUGAUGAAAUAAAUGUUGCUCAGGUCAAAAGGGCUGGAAGAGACGCAGCCCGUCCUCACAGCAGUUUAUCGGCACACAUACAGAUCCUUAAAAUUUAUGUUGCAUAAGCAGUUUGAGUGUCAACACAUAAUGCUACCAUUUGUUUUUAUCUCCUGCAGAAUUUUAAAAAUAUGUUUCUUGUUAUUCACAGCCAUUGCUCUCAUUUUGCACAUGGAACACUGUUAAAAAAAAUCUUUGACAUGUGUUAACUAAGUCCUUAGAAAUGUGGUAUCAAAACAAUCACAGUGAACUGAUUUUUACUUAGCACCCUUUACUCUGCCAGUUCGUAUUCAGUUGUCUGGUCAAUUCCCGGGCAGUGGUUAAAAAUGCAGCGGACCUAAUUAAAGAUGCUUUGCUGUUGUGAUACCAGCCUGCUGUAAUGGUCAUUGUGAUAAAUUAGCUGCUUACUUUUGUUCAGUUCGUAUUAUUCUGGUCAUCAGCCAAAAUGAGACUUUACAAAUUCAGGGCCAAAUAAACUAACCAAUAGGCUUGUGCUACAACUCUACUACAGUGCCUUUUAACCUUUGAUUAAAUAUUUAAGUCACAGUCUCAGAUGUUUAUAGUUUAAUAUUUUAAAUUUCACCAUCAGUUUAUAGUUGGUGCCAGUGUAUGUUUAGUUAUGUUUAUUCAAACGCCUGUGAAUUUAGUUCCCCAUACUUUUCUCGGAUUAUUAUAUUGACUGUGUAUGCGGUGAAGUUGGUUUAAGUCUUACAAAUGGUGAGAUAUAGAUUACAUUUAUCAGACUUUAGAGUGGUGGUACUUGCACAUGUUGCAGAGAAUUGUCAUUCACAGGAGGAAUUGUGAGGGGGGGAAAGGAGACUAAUUUGCUUUCAGAAACAGUAAUAGUAUUGAUCUUUUUAUUUUUAUUAGUGCCUUUUUAAAACUGCUGCCUUUUCAAGCACUUUAUACAGUUAAAUAUGUGUAAGAUUAAUAUUUGACUUCUUUUCGCAAAGCACCUGGUGGAUAAGUGUUUUGUCGGUACGCACGUAGUUGAGUAGUCAAGCUCACCUGUGCUGUGAUUUUGAGUCUUUUUUUUUUUUUUUUUUUUUUUUUUUAGGAGCAAUUUCCCAAGUACAGACAAGGCCAAGUGUGUGUUAGCAUACAGUAUGUGAAUGAAAGCAUUUUCCCCCCUCCCUGCAGAUUUUACUGUUUUAAAAUUGUAGCUACUGCUGGUCAACGCCUCUGUGAGUGUGCUGAUUUUGAUUGAAUAGAGGAUGUGAGGAUGCUGCAGCCAUUUUCCCAGUGUUUUGGCUACCGUUUCCAAACUGAAAAGAGUCCAUUACAUGCAGGUAGAUAUUAUCAAGGUAAUUGUCAUGACCAUGACAGCAGGCUUGGCGAUACUAAGAAAAGUUGUACAUUUUACGCCAACUCACCUGAACCCAAAAACCAGAGUGACUGAAUCAAGCACGUGUUUGCUUGAUGGCAUCCUAACAUAUACGUUUUAAUGUAAAGUUGAGUCAGUGCACACUCUGAAAACAGCCAAAUACAGAAAAAAUGUGGCAAAAAGCACUUAAGUAUUCUAAAGCUCUAGCAGUUCCUCUAAUACUAUCUGUUUCUGUCUGCUGACUUCUAUAUGGUUUGUGAUUGAAAUGUCGUUAGGGAAGUUGGUGCCCUCUUUGAGCUUCUAUGUUCAAAUUAGGUUUUCUGUUUCCAUACACAGAACUGAAAACACUUUGCCCAAAAGGCCUUGUAAGGAUAAUGAUCCAGAAAUAACAGGAAUAUAUACUACCCUGAAUCACAAAGCUGGAGUUACAUGUUCAUAUGUGUAUAUUUUAUUAAAGAAAACAUUUAAAGACUUAACUCACAUUUUAAGAAAAUAAUUUGUAAAACUAACUUUAUUUAACUUGCAGACCACACUGAUUUUGGCAAACUUUUCACUCUCAAAGUGAAAGUGGUGUUGAGUUGUCUGGACGUAGCUCGUUGGAAGAUAUCCUUGGUUUUUUUGUACACAGACAGAAUGCCUCCUGUGCAUGUAUUUGCUGCCGUCUCCUCUAAAUGCCACUUGUUUAGUUAUCCAGCCACCUCCUCAGCAUCACCACUGCAGAGUUCGUUCUCCUCCACCACACAUUUGACCGUUGAUCCCCAUUCACCUCUGAUUCAGAGCCACCUUUUCAAAUGCUGGCUCUUAGAGAAUGUCGUACUGUGAUUUAGUCAAAUCACAUUUGAGGACACAAAACAUGCUGGGGUCUUUUUCUUAAACAGGGUGGAAUUUUAAAUUUCUACAUGACUAUAACCCUGCCUAGAAAAUAUGCAUUAUAUCAAGUUACAUAUGGUUUGGUCCAAACACUCUUUUUUUGUUGUUGUUGUUUUGUUUUUUUUGUUUUUUAAGCCAAGUGUCUAGUUCCAGCUACUGUAACACAGCAGGUUCUAUUCAUCAUUCUUUUCAGAUUUGUUGAUGAUUAUGUAAAGAAAAGGGGAAUGUAUCUAUCAUGAUCUGAAUCUUACCUUAAAUCAAAAGCCAAGACCAAGAGUUUGAAUGUUAGGCCAAUCAAACCUCACAUACAUGCCAACCGUACGUUUGUAUGCACAAUUUCUGUUCACUUUUGUGUCCGUGUGGUGUGUAAAAGGAGUCUGGAUAUCGUUGUCAAUCAUUGUCAGUCGUAAGACCUUUCCACCAACCUGAAUAUUUUUUUCUUUUUUUUUUUUUUUAAACUUCAACUUUGAUGUCAAAUUUUGUCCUACUGACUGAAAGCAUGUGGGAUACUGAAUGAAAAUUGGCAACAGAAAAUGGUGAUCCUUUCUAUGGUCAAACACUGUGCCAUACCCGAGUUGCUAAGCCCACAUACCACUGCAUUGUUUCAUCUACAUGGUUUUACCUAUCAUCAGGCUGAUGGCAUGAAAUGUAUGAAUCAUAAAAACAAGUUGGUUCUGGUCGAGUGGCCAAGGUUUAACAAAAAAAAAAAAAAAAAAAAGCUUGAAAAGAUUAAGUGGCGACAGGCAAAUUAUGAAAAGAGAUUGCAUUUCUUUGAAGAUGUCAGUAUUCUUCGAUGGCACAUUACCACUACAACUCAUAACUUGUAUUAAACUGUAUAGAUGGUUGGACUUGUUAUUGAAUGUCAGAGAGAUUAUGAAGAUACUACAUAAGAGAUGGUAAAGUACUAAAAGUGGGUUUAAUUUGUGUAAAAAGAUUCAUAAAACAGAAUAAAAAUAGGAUCAAAUUUACUAUUUUGUUUGUAUUAUAUUUACCAUUGUGUUGGCAGAGGGAUAUUGAAAAGAAAUCAGCUGUAAUAAAGUAAUUUUAGUAUAUCUGGUUUGUGUUUUCAUUUAUUUAUUUUUGUACCUCAACUGUGCAACUGCAAGUUGACUGGAGUAUUAAGUUAAUAUCCGUACGACUUCAAUGAGAUCGCAGAAGAGGCCUGAAACGACCUCCAAGAGUCCGCGGACCACAGCUUGUGAAUGCAUGAACCAACGCUCGUCUUUAACUGGUCCCAGAAGCGGAAGUACGGGCAACGUGAUGCGUGUGUGACGAGCAUGGUAAACAAAAGUAAAUGUUUGUUUAGACUGGGAAAGGAAUGCUGUCUCAACAGCCUUUGAAUUAAAGAUCCAGGAUGCUGUGUGAAGUCCUGCUAUCAUCGCUAUGGUUUCUGUUUGUUAUCUUCUGGGUCGAGACAAUAAGUAUUUGGCUGUUUCUGUCCAUGUUCUACCAGGACCGGACGUUUUACCACUGGGGAGAUGGGGUAUUUGCAGAUGAUCCUGGACAGAUGAUAUACAUGUUGAGCAGAGCUGACACCCAUUUGCAAACAGACAUGCAGACCUGAGACGGGGGGAAAAAAGAUGAAGACCUCCAUUGGAAGGACUCUCAAUAGAGGACUGUUGCAGUUAUGUGACUGAAAGAUGUCUUAUGGAAAGCAGAGGCAGUGUUUGCUUUGACUGCCUCACACACUGUUGUGAACAGUCUUUGUUAACAUAUAUAAAUGUAGACCCACGUUUAAUAAUAGGUGGUGGGGAGUUGCAGCAUGUGUGAAGGUGCAAAUAAGAUGUACUGGGAGGUCCUCAAUGAUUGAUGUGUAUCACGCCCACAAAUGCAACAUUUAUAUUCUCACAUGAAGAUUUAGGGGAAGCAGAAUGAAUGUAAUCAGAAAAUGCUUCCUGCAUAAAGGAGGAGUUCGGAUCAUCUUGCUUUUAUUUCUUUAAUCUUCAUUUUCAGACUUGCACUGAGAGGCUUUUUCUAUACUGCUGUUCUAUGCAACUACAGUGGUAGCUGUCUGCAGCUACAUUUGUGUUUUUAAUCUCAGAUUGCAGUAAAUCUGUUUUAAGUUAGGUAUAUUAAUGAACAAGUGUUGCAUGUUUUGUGUGUAUUUGAUGCCACGACCUUUAAUGACAAGUCAGUUUUGGAUAUCAGAGGAGGAGGAGCCAUCAACCUGGGUUCAAAGACAGGUGAUCUAGGGUUCAUAAUUUAAUCAUAGAGUUUAUAUUUUUCACACUAACAAUCCUCACUUACAGUAGAUCAGAAUCAGACAGCCUUUUCUGAGAUAAACUGUCAACAGGGACUACAUCAUUUGAGCUUGAAGGUUCAUUACUGACUUUGGGAAAAUAUCUACUUCAUCUGCUUACUUAUUUUUCAGAGCUUGUAGCCACAUCCUGUGGCCUUUACCUGCGAACGGAUUCCCCUCAGUUGUCAUUUAUGUGUAUCCCAAUAUAAGACCACUUGUUAUUACAUGACUGAAAUUCCAUACUGAGGACAUAUAUUAACUGCUUAAGCUGAUGAAUAUCACAAGAUAGGACAUACAGCCCUGGAAGUGAACUUUGUGUUAAGAAUUUUGUAUUCAAAAGGGAGCAAUUGUAUGUGGGUGUGUUUGACUUAUUGAUCUGCCACACAUAUUUUCUGUCAAUUAAAAGCUUUAGUUUUGAACAAAA